UAACAUCGUUGUUGCUGAAGUGCGCGCGCACAGUUACAUAAGAUUGCGCCGCGUGCGCACGCGACUAGUGCAGCUUAGAUUUCAUGUCAGUGUAGUGCCUGAAAUAUGUUAUUCGGAGCAGCAUGUCUGCUGCUGCUGGCCGCCGUGCGCGCCGACAACUGGCGCUGGCCCGACAACGCGCGGGCCGCUUCCGUGCGCAUUGACACCAAAGUUCGCUUCGUGGACGACGAGAGACGACCGAACAAAGUGCAAGCGGACGAGAUCAAGCCUCCAGUGGAGACCGAAGGGUUCUACAACCGUCCCGCGGACGGUGCUGCGUCUGGUCGAUAUGCGGUCUCAACUGAGAUUCAUCCACAACGACUCACGGCUCAUGACCUUGAGCUGAUGAAGCUCGUCAGGCCCCAGCAGCAGCAUUAUUCGGACGGCACCCUGGACUCGCUGCAGUACUGCAAGUGCGUCAGCUCGCUCACCUCCUCCUGCCACACGAACGCCAACUCCGAGAGAGCGUGUCCUACCGGGCAAAGCCUCUGCUGCUACAAAAGACCGAAUAGAAACCCACACAACAGCGAUUCAGGGAUUUUUAGUGAAUUAGACGAUGAGCGGCCCAUGCUCCUCCCAAGCCACGAGAGCAGACCCGGGCUCUUCGGGGCCCCCGACGACGACCUCAUCGGAGCCCUGAAGCCCGCUGUCAACGGGUACCAGCAAGGAGGGGAGUACCGUGGCCUACUGUUUGGACCUGGAGGACCCACGGGAAUUAUAGGACCGCGCCGACGAGAAAAUAAAGUCUAUGUGGGACCAACCAGCCCCACUGGGCACAUAGGACCCGGAUUGAACAAGCAAGUGUUGGUCAGCCCGGAAGGACCCACCGGCGUUAUUGGUCCUACUCGCGGUGGAAGAUAUCAAGAUGAAAACCGCCCUGGCGUUCUAGUCGGACCUGAUGGACCUACAGGUGUUGUUGGCCCCAAUCAUGGCGAUAAUCAACAUCACCAUAACAAGUAUCCUGGCGUUUUAGUUGGGCACGAUGGACCUUCAGGUGGGAUAGGUCCAAAUUACGUCGACAACAGAAUUAAUUCCAACCAGCGCAAUCCUGGAAUAUUAGUCGGUCCAGGUGGACCGACCGGUGCCAUCGGGCCUAACGACCACGAGAACAGUUUAGCAGGGAAUCAGCGUCAUCCAGGAGUUUUAGUCGGUCCCAAUGGACCCACGGGUGUUGUUGGUCCAGGACAUCGAGACGACAGAGAUUUCACCACACAAGGCUUUAACCAACAUCCCGGUGUAUUAGUGGGUCCUGAAGGUCCCACUGGUCACAUAGGCGUGCCUCAAGUACUCGUCGGUCCGGGAGGGCCAACAGGCGGCAUCGGGCCGAAUCACAAGAAAGGUGCGUCUGAAGGUUCGGAAAGCGCGCAAGUUUUGGUAGGUCCGGGUGGUCCUACUGGGAUUAUAGGGCCGGGCGGCAGGCGGGGACGGUGGCAAACGGGACCGGGUAUUCUCAUCGGUCCGCGUGGCCCCACAGGUAUUAUAGGCCCCGGACAGCGGCUGCUCGUGGGCCCCGGGGGGCCUACUGGCGUGGUGGGUCCCCGUGGAGGCCGCGGGUACGGUGGCUACGCAGGCUACGGUGGGUACGGCUUCUAGUGUCUGUGAUAAUCUAAGUGACUAAUAACACUUAAUAAUCCAUGUGCGCGAGUGUUGUAUAAAUAUUAGUGUAGCUAACGAGCCAUAACGCUAGUGACGACGGACGCUUGCCAUACGCUUGUUGAAGGCUUAGUUGAAGAUUUAAAUUAAGGAAUUAAUUCUUGCAGGGUGUCCGAAAAGGAAGGUUUAUCGGCAGAGAAAGAUACAGAAGUGGGCAUGAUGAAUAAAUGUAUU
Molecule: messenger RNA, 1866 nt
Organism: Leguminivora glycinivorella
Lineage: Eukaryota; Metazoa; Arthropoda; Insecta; Lepidoptera; Tortricidae
Product: collagen alpha-2(I) chain-like
Exons: 6
Coding region: 106-1632 (508 amino acids)
Source: RefSeq, a predicted model, not a curated record